GGGAGUUUUUAUGGAAAGACUCUGUCACGAUUAGUGGGAAGAAGAAGAAGCAGCAGCAAGACCGUCAAGCUUCCCAGACAAGAGCAGACGUCCGAGUCGGUUCGACCCUACACCAGCACCACCUUCGCCACCCACCGGCACCGACACCGAGUCACCGGGUCUGCACCCGGCCGCGCGGUACCGACGGACACCUCUGCUGCCUGCGCACACGCUCACUGAGCGAUUACAGAGGGAGAAAGAGAGAGAGCAGGAGAGAGAGAGAGAGCGAGAGAGAGAGAGAGAGAGAGAGAGAGCGCUCGUAGUUCUCCAUGACAUUGUGGAGACUCCCAGCGUGUACUGUAGAUGACUUUUUUCCCCUCCCAGCGGCGUCCUCUGCUAAAUUGCGCUCCUGGAUUUUAAGUGCGCGCUCGAGCGACUGUCUCUCGUCCAGUCAGUGCUGCGCUGUCCCGUCCGGACCCGGAGCCCGACCCCGACCCACCGGCGGACCUGCUCCUCGCUGCUCGUAACCUUCCUCCACGUUCGCCACAGACGGAUGCGUUUUCUGGCGUCUUAAAGUACAGAUGCUGGAAUCUUUGAGUUGAUUGGAACAAAUAGAAAACCGGAGAGAGUGAGAAAGAAAGAAGAGGAAGAGCAAAGAGAAAGAAGAGGAAAGAAAAGAGAGAAGCAAGCAUAAAGUUCGUUGGGAAGAGGAGAGAAAGAAAGCGACGGGGACGAUGGGGAGGAAAAAGAUUCAGAUCACGCGGAUUAUGGAUGAACGCAACAGACAGGUGACAUUUACAAAGCGAAAGUUUGGCCUAAUGAAGAAAGCCUAUGAGCUGAGUGUGCUGUGCGACUGCGAGAUCGCCCUGAUCAUCUUCAACAGCACCAACAAGCUGUUCCAGUACGCCAGCACAGACAUGGACAAGGUCCUGCUCAAAUACACCGAAUACAACGAGCCCCAUGAGAGUAGAACCAACUCGGACAUUGUGGAGACGUUGAGAAAGAAGGGCCUAAAUGGCUGUGACAGCCCCGACCCCGACGCAGACGACUCAGUCGGCCACAGCCCCGAGUCUGAGGACAAAUACAGGAAAAUAAACGAGGACAUAGAUCUGAUGAUCAGCAGACAGAGACUGUGUGCUUUGAGCAAGAAGGAGAACAAAGGUGGCGAGAGCCCGGAGCUUGAAUCCACUCUCAUCCUCACCCCGCGAACUGAGGAGAAAUACAAACAGAUUAAUGAGGAGUUUGAUCACAUGAUUAAAAGUCAUAAAAUUCCUCAGGCCAUGCCGCCGUCCAACUACGACAUGCCCGUGUCCAUUCCCGUCAGCAACCAGAACAAUCUCAUCUACAGCCAUCCCGGUGGCUCCCUUGGAAACCAUAACCUGUUACCGCUGACACACCAUGGACUACAGAGAAACAGCAUGUCACCUGGAGUUACUCACAGACCCCCCAGUGCAGGUAACACAGGUGGCCUCAUGGGUGCUGACCUUGCCACUGGCGCAGGCACCAGUGCUGGAAAUGGAUAUGGCAAUCACCGCAACUCCCCCGGUCUGCUGGUCUCUCAGGCCGGCAUGAACAAGAACAUGCAAGCAAAGUCACCCCCACCCAUGAAUUUAGGCAUGAACAACCGCAAACCCGACCUCCGUGUCCUCAUCCCGCAUGGCGCCAAGAACAACAUGCCCUCGAUUAACCAGAGAAUAAACAACUCCCAGUCUGCCCAGUCACUGGCCACCCCAGUUGUGUCAGUAGCAACUCCAACACUGCCAGGACAAGGCAUGGGUGGUUACCCAUCGGCCAUCUCCACUUCUUAUGGUACAGAGUAUUCCCUGAACAGUGCAGACUUGUCCUCACUGUCUGGCUUCAACAGCGGCAGCUCACUGCACCUGGGCUCAAUGAGCGGCUGGCAGCAGCAACACCUUCAGAACAUGCAGCAUUCAGCCCUCGGACAGCUCGGAAAUUGCUCUAGCUCUCACUUAUGUCAGGGUUCAAAUCUCUCCCUGCCCUCUGCUCAAAGCCUGCACAUCAAGUCCGAACCUGUUUCUCCUCCUAGAGAUCGCUCCAGCAGCACACCGGGGGGCUACGGUGGUGGUGGUGUAGUACCUCCCCAGAACCCCUCAUCCCGGCAGGACUCGGGACGCUCCCCGGUCGAUAGCCUGAGCAGUUGUAGCAGCUCCCACGAAGGCAGCGACCGCGACGAGCACAGGAACGAGUUCCACUCUCCUCUGGGACUGGCCCGGCCUGCCCUGGACGAGCGUGAGAGCCCCUCCAUCAAGCGGGUGCGCCUGUCCGAGGGCUGGGCCACAUGAUAGCGCGGCCCUCUCCCCAACAUAACCAACUCCCCCCCCUUAACAUCAUCAUCAACAACAGCCCUCUGUCAGUACCACAAUCAUCUGACAACCCCUCUCAAAAGUCUACAACCAGUUGUUUUUUUUUUUUGUUGUUUUUUUGCUGAGUGCGUGCUUGUGCUAUACAUAUGACAUCACAUAAACCGGUGGGCUCUUGUAGAUGUCAAUCAUGGGGUGGGGGGGGUCUUUUUAUUUGUUUUCAGUUGGGGAACUAUGCAUAAAUUGCAAUCGCAAAUGCAUAUAUCUUUACACAGGUGUACAUAUAUGCAUAUCGCCAAUAACAAUAGUCAGGUACUCUGUUUCAUACAAAUUACAAUUCACCACAGAGAAUCAUCAGUGACUAGAAAAGAAAAAAAAACAAAAAAAAGAGGAGCAUCAACAUGAGAUUGAGUGUGUGAGGAUAACACCUUAGCACUUGACAAACACGUGUGUGUACAGUGUCGCUUUCAUCGCUAUGUUCCGUCUCCCUUGCAAAAACAAGUGUGUGUUAACAUUAGAUGAUGUCAUGUUGCAGGUUCAACGUAUUUAUGUAAAUAGAGGUCGAAAGUGGGGUAAAGAAGUUGCCGGACAUUUCAAGAUUUAUUUACUCGCUAAAGGAAAAGCUAAUAUGCAACAUUUGAAGGACUGUACAGGUAAUCGGACCCCCAACAUGUUUGGAACUUUUGGUGUAUAAAAAGUGGGGUGAGGGAGGUGUGGAGUGAGGACCACCCUCUGAUUCAAGAGUCAGUGUAAUCAAGAAGCCUCUGGAUCUAGUAUUAACUAUCAGUAUUAUUAAAGGAAAAAAACAACAACAAAAAAACAAUUGUACGAUACACUUGCUUAUAUUUUCAUAUGAAAGGAAUACAAUGCAAAGCAUUUUUGUGGCUUUUUGUAGUUUCUAUAAGCCAGAAUGUGUUUUUGAUAGCUUUGCUAAUAAGAGAAGGAUAGUGCACCCCACCUUGUUUGGGGGAUGAACGGGCUUUGGAGCCCGAAGCCAUGAAACAGACUGAGAUCCAAUGCUUUGCUGAACUGUUCUAUCUUUGUAGAAGUUUGUUAUUAAACGUGUAUUUCUAAUUAUAUAUAAUAAUGGUAAUAUUAAGAAUCUUUAAAAAAAAAUCUGUGAAAUUAACAUGCUUGUGUAUAGCUUUCUAAUAUAUAAAUAUAUAUAAUAAUAAUUUUUUUGUUGUUGGUUUCUUAGUGGAGUUUUUUUAUGUGCGGUUGCACAUGUUGUUUGGUUUGUUUUCUUUGAGCCCUGAGCAGAGCUGGUGUAUUUCGUCCAACUUUUUGGGCUCUGACACAAGCAGUCAGUGCGGAAGCGAGGACUGGCGCCCAAUUACGUGUGACCCGAACAUGCAUUUGAUGUCUCACAUGCUUCAUUCUUAAGCUUAAUUAACUUAUUGAACAUGACCUUGGUUUCCCUUAUUCAGCUCUACACCUCAUCUUGUCAUGUCCAGACUUGAGCUGUACAAUUUCCCCCAUGAGCUAUUUAAGUAAUGAAAUUUUGCAAAUGGAUGUUGGGGAAUAAUCCCAUAUCAUCUGCAGACCUAAUUUGAUUCUGUAUCUCCUCACGUUAAAUUGUUUUCAAAUAAAACAUAACUCACUACAGUUUUGACAGCUACCUAAGGAACAUUUGAUCGUCAAUCGCUAUUUUCUGCUCGAUAGCUGUUUUGAUUACCCAAACUAGCCACUUAUCGCUGCCUCUGAGACCUGAAUCUGCUGUCAUUUAAGUGUUAUGAUAUUUCAAUGUGCAUAUUUCAUGCAGGUUCACUAUGUUGUUACUGUAUAGUCUGUGCAUUCAAACAGAGGCAGAGCCUCUAUAGCAGUGUUCUUCUCACUCUCUUCUUUUUUAAAUUCAAUACAAAAAGGUUGAGAGGGGAAAAUAAAAGAUGUUUGAGGCGUGUGAGUGGAAAAACCAAAGCCAGUGGCAUUUUUGUGUUAUAAAGUUAUUAUUUUCACAUUCAUUCAUGUUUUUAUUUUGCAAUCAUUGAAACGACAAUAAAAAAAAGUUCAAAUGUACAAUUUCUGUCACACUUCAAUUCCACUCAAGUCCAGUUUGACUGUGCGUCAAUGCCAAGCGCAUUUACCACUCUUCUUCAUUGGUUUUUGUGUGUGUUCUGCGAAGUGCAUGCAUAAAGAAGUCACAUGACAGUUAUCAGCAUCUAUUUAUAUUCACUCCCAUCUUGAGCUUUUGCCAGCAUGUCCCGGUGAUUAAUUAGUUGAAAAUUACCCAAAGACAUGAAGCAUAUUAUUAUUAUCUUUUUUUUUUUUUUUUUUUAAUGGUUGCAUUUAAUUUUAUUCAUCAUCUGUUGAUCAGUUGCUGUGUUGUCGUUGAGAUAAGAGAUUAAAAGUAAAUGCUGGUACCUCCAAAUGACCCAAGCAGUACUUCAGCUGAUGUAUUGUCAAGUCAGUUUGCAGUGCAAAAGGGAGAGCAUCUACCUGUACAGCCAUGUGUAAUAGCAUAUCAUCCCUCUGUUACGCCACGCUUUGUGGUUUAUUUAAAUCUUGAAGAAGAAAAAAAAAAGGGAUUUUGUUUCUGUUCAAUGCUUAAAUCGUCAGUCUGUAGUGUGAAAUGUAGCUUGUGUCCUCCCAGAGACUGGGGCAUCUUUGGAGAUGUUUUGUGCAGAAUAUGAGCGGCUUUCAGCGGCAUAAGCUGGCCUUUGUCGCCACUUGAGACUCCUGGUGAUGGUGUUCAAUGAAAGUCCACGUGUGUGGAACUCAAGGGACUGGACUGAGCUGUGUGCGGUGGGAUCGCCGAGGGGCUGAAACAUACAAGUCUCCUCUGUUGAGAGGCAGUUGAAUUGUUUGUACUUUGCAGAGAUUUCAGUAAACUUACUGGCUUUCUUAGUUAUCCUCA
Messenger RNA from Phycodurus eques (leafy seadragon), 5154 nucleotides. RefSeq names its product myocyte enhancer factor 2cb (gene mef2cb). The record is from RefSeq and is a predicted model, not a curated record. Gene Ontology annotation, molecular function: RNA polymerase II cis-regulatory region sequence-specific DNA binding; DNA-binding transcription factor activity, RNA polymerase II-specific; protein dimerization activity. Gene Ontology annotation, biological process: positive regulation of transcription by RNA polymerase II. The transcript is spliced from 11 exons. The coding region runs from base 714 to 2282 and encodes 522 amino acids. NCBI's taxonomy places the organism in Eukaryota, Metazoa, Chordata, Actinopteri, Syngnathiformes, Syngnathidae.